Molecule: messenger RNA, 714 nt
Organism: Aphanomyces astaci
Lineage: Eukaryota; Oomycota; Saprolegniomycetes; Saprolegniales; Verrucalvaceae
Exons: 4
Coding region: 60-653 (197 amino acids)
Cellular component (GO): nucleolus; small-subunit processome
Source: RefSeq, a predicted model, not a curated record
GAUUGAACCCGCUAUCCAACGCCGUCGGUGUCAUUUUGCUCCCGCGCUCGCUCGUCGUCAUGGCCAAGGACAAGAAAGUGCGCAAGUUUGCCGCGGUGAAGCGCAUGAUCAGUCCCAAGGACACUCGCAUCAAAUCUGUCCAAGCCGUCGCGGCCAAGAAGGACCUCAAGAAGAAAGAGAAGGAAGCUCCCCGUCAAAUUGAUCAAAUCCCGUCCAACUUGUUCUUCAAGUACAACGCCGAGCUGGGCCCGCCGUACAACAUUUUGGUGGAUACCAACUUCAUCAACUUUAGCAUCAAAAACAAAUUGGAAGUGGUGUCUGCGAUGAUGGACUGCCUCUUGGCCAAGUGCAUUCCUUGCAUCACGGACUGCGUGAUGGCCGAGUUGGAAAAGCUCGGCCACAAGUACCGCGUGGCGCUGCGACUCGCCAAGGACCCGCGGUUCGAGCGCCUGCCAUGCACGCAUAAAGGCACGUACGCCGACGACUGUUUGUUGCACCGCAUUCAAUCGUCGCGAUGCUACAUUGUGGCCACAUGCGACCGCGAGCUCAAGCGCCGCAUUCGCAAGGUGCCCGGUGUACCCAUCAUGUACAUUGCCCAGCGCAAAUACGCCAUUGAACGCAUGCCCGAAGCGAACGCCGCCAAGAUCAAGUAGUAGUACUAGUAGUAGUCCAAGCAUCAAAGUGUAUAUUUAACAAGCCGCCGAUUCUACGCCG